CAUUGGUUAUUGUUUCAUUGUUGCUGUAUCAUAUUCUUAUAAUUUGUGAUGCAGGAGCUCAAUCAAAAACAUCUGGAAACACUGCCUUCGGGAUAUCAGCUUCUGGGGGCCAACGUUGGGGAAGUAGAGUUCCUCCUUACACACCAACUGAACCAGAUGACUGUGUUGGUCUAGAAACUAAGGGAGACCUCCAGUCAAUAUCGGCGAUGCCGAUUUAUGGAGACAAAACUCACGAGGAACUGAGAUGGCAGGAUUAUCAAUUGGGGGAUAGAGGUGGACCUGUUCCUGCUGGAGGGAGUUGUUUUCCCUUGUCGACCUCAAACAUUUUGAAUCCUGCACCAACAUUUGCUCAAACAUCUUCAAGUCUUUUUAACACCUCAACUCCGUCGAAUAUAUUUGCUCCAGAAAUUCCAUCCUUUAGUUUUACAGGCUCUAGGACCUCAUCUAUACCAUUCACUUCAUCAACUUUUCCUCUCUCAACUUCAUCCAGUCUUUUCACAACUUCAUCAUCAUCUCCUUCAGUAUUCAGACAAGCUUCAUCUCCAUCUCUUUUUAGUUCAUCAGCCCCAUCUAAGGCAUUUCCUGCUCCAGCUCCAAGAACAGAUUCGACAUCUAAUUCUGGCCUGUUCAAUUCUCCAUUUGGAGUUCAAUCAACAACAUGUGGAAACACUGCCUGUGGGAUAUCAGCUUCUGGGGGCCAAUUUGGGGGAAGUAGAGUGGCGCCUUACACUAAAACAGCUGGACCAGAUGGUGGUUCAUUAAGUGGGUUAUACCAAUCAAUAUGCGGGAUGCGGAUUUAUGGAGAGAAAAGUCAUGAGGAACUGAGAUGGCAGGAUUAUCAACUGGGGGAUAGAGGUGGACGGGCUCUUGUUGGUGGGAACUUCUUUGACUUGUCUACCACCCAGUCAAACGUUUUGAAUCCUGCUCCAGCAUUUGUUCAAACAUCUUCGAGUCGUUUGAAUACCUCAACUCUACCUAAUAUAUUUGCUCCACAAAUUCCAGCCUUUACUCCUACACCCUUUGGAGCCUCAUUUACACCAUUGAUUUCACCCAAUCUUUUUAUACCUUCAGCAUCAUCUUUUUAUGUACCUGGACAAAUUUCAUCUCCGUCUCUUUUUAGUUCAUCAGCCACGCCCACAUCUACGGUUGCAUUUCCUGCUCCAGCUCCAACAACUUCCACAUUUAAUUCCAGCCCAAUCAAUCCUUUAUCUUCUAUUGCACGAACAGGUGGUACUGCUGGACUAACUACCACUUCCUCUGGUGGGCUGUUUACAAUUCCCUCUGGUAAUACACAUAUAUCCCAUGAAGAGAGGUUUCCAUUAGAGGAAAAAAGGAGAUUGAGGAUUAAGAUUGCAAGGUCUAAUCGUGAGAAAAAUGGUCAAAAUGUGAGAAUGAUGCCAUCUGUACCCUUCUUCUUCUGUCCUUUCGUGGCCAUAGGCGGCGCACAGGCAAAACUAGUAGAUGCUAUGGACGUCCUACAAGGAGCAUUGCUUUAGGUGUUUUUUUUUUUUGUCGGUCAGAAGCAUUGCUUUCGGUGUUUAGUUCAAUCGAAUAGGAUUUUUGAUGUAACUAGUUAAGCUGUAGUUGGCAUUUUCAGGACAAAUUUAUGUGCAGAAUGGUCAUUGACUUGGCAAAUUUAUAAAUUUUCUUUUUUGGAUCAA
This is a messenger RNA of Prunus avium (sweet cherry), 1661 nucleotides long. Lineage: Eukaryota; Viridiplantae; Streptophyta; Magnoliopsida; Rosales; Rosaceae. The record is from RefSeq and is a predicted model, not a curated record.